AUGGCGCCCCCACGAGCUAGCGGUCCUCGGCGCUCACAGCUGCCGAACGAGCACAUCUACACCUUGGGAGAGCGUGGCCGCAAAACCGGCGUGACCCUGCGCGACACGGGCGUGCGUGAUGAGCAUGGCAUGGAGCCCAUGGAGAGCAUCUUCUCGUCGCCGGCAAAGUCGUCUCCAGGCGAUGCGCUCGAUGCUUCUGGGGACGAGCAGGUGGAAGAAGACGGCGGGGAGGAGGACGACGACGAUGGCGGUGAGGUGGACAUGGACCUGACGACUGUCGCUGGACCAGGCCCGGCGGCUCUGCUUAACGGCCAGAACACGGCAGCCCGUCUGGCGAUGCGGCAAGCACGCUCGCCUGCCGCUUCCAGGUCGCUCUUCGGGUCGCCAGCUGUGCGUGCGGGCCUCAAUAACAAGGGGGUAGCGGCGGCAGCAGGUGACCAGAAGCCGAAACACGGCGCGCUGCGCCAGAAUCAGCUGCUGCGGCCACCGUCGUCUCCCGACGCUGCAAAUGCGCCCCCAUCGAGCCCGGUCAAGCCGGUCAAGAGACGGCUCGACUUUGGUAAGCCGGUGUCGGCAAAUGCGCUGCGCAAGCCCGUGCUUCUGCCGGCUGCGGCCAGACGGGUAGAAGAGGAGGACGACGACGAGGAGAGCAUCCUACACGGGACUCCUGACAACGGGGCAGAUGACUCGAUGCAGAUGAUUGACGGGCCAAACGAGUUUGCCGACGACGAGCCCGAGGAGCAAGACGAGCCUAGCGUGCAUGAAGACGUCGCCGAAGAAGAAGAGCCGGUGCUGCCGACAAAAAAGCGCGGUAGACCACCGGCGAAGAAGACUGCGCGACGUCGACCUGGUCGGCCAUCCAACGCCAGCAACGACGUGCCAUCACCACCGCCAUCUCCACCGCCUCACGACGAUGAAGCAGACGAAGAGCAGGGCAGCGCAAAGAGGCAGCGCAAAGAGGCAAAACCAAAAGGUCGGCCAAGAGGGCGGCCGGCAGCAAACAGGCCGGUGGUUGAGGAAGCGGCCGAUGAGGGUCAGUCGGGCGAGGCGAGCCAGGCAGGCAAGCGGAUGACGAAGAAGAAAGCAGUGCCGGUAGAAGCAGCGACCGGGCCGGCGCCCAAGAAGAGGGGCCGGGGCCGCAAGUCGUCUGGUGUCGGAGCGGCGAUGGCGGCAGCAGCAGCGGUGCCUCGAGGGCCGCCACUACCCAAGAGCCGGGGAUUGGUGAUUCGGCGGCGGGAGAACGAGGAGGACGGGGCGAUGAAGCGGACGCGGUCGGGGCGGACGUCGUACCAGCCGCUGGCCUUUUGGCGCAACGAGCACGCCGAGUUCGAGACGAGCGAGGUGGCGGACUCGACGUGGCGAGAUGCCCAAAAGGGCACCGGCCGACGCAUCGUGCUGCCGGCGAUGCGCGAGAUCUACCGCGUGGAGGAGGAGAACCUGCCACCGCUGGGAGGAACGGGUCGACGAGGUGGUGGUGGUGGCAGCAGCAGCCAGCGGCGACACAGACGAGGUGGUGCAAAGCGACGGGGCGACGGCGACGACGACGACGAUGACGAUGGCGACAACAACAGCGGCGGCCCCGAGCGACAGGCGUGGGAGUACGAUCCCGGACGGGUGCAGGGCAAGGUGGCGUUGUGGCGGCCGGAGCACGAGCUGGAGCCACCGGGACCGGACGAGGUGUUGGAGCAGGCCGAGUCGGAGAUUGCGCUGUCGGCACUGGCAAUCCAGACGCAAGACGUACGCGAUGGCAGCUUCCGGUUCGCCAAGACACUCAGCCUGCCGUUCUUUGGCACCGGCGUGGUCGACCUGGCGCCCGGUGCGGAGAAGCGGCCUAAGAACUCGCGCAAGAUGCACAUGGCCUUUUUUGUCCACUACGGCCACGUCGCCGUCACGGUCAACGAGACCGAGUUCCGCAUCGCCAAGGGCGGCAUGUGGUCUGUUCCACGAGGAAACUACUACAGCAUCGUCAACGAUACCGACCGGCCCGCCCGCAUCUUCUUCUCGCAGGGCUGCGAGAUGCUGACCGUGCUGGAGCCGGACGCCGAAGAGGAGUGA
Grosmannia clavigera kw1407 is the source of this 2055-nucleotide messenger RNA. RefSeq names its product cupin domain containing protein. The transcript is spliced from 5 exons. The coding region runs from base 1 to 2055 and encodes 684 amino acids. NCBI's taxonomy places the organism in Eukaryota, Fungi, Ascomycota, Sordariomycetes, Ophiostomatales, Ophiostomataceae. Gene Ontology annotation, biological process: kinetochore assembly; attachment of mitotic spindle microtubules to kinetochore; spindle attachment to meiosis I kinetochore. Gene Ontology annotation, cellular component: kinetochore. The record is from RefSeq and is a predicted model, not a curated record. Gene Ontology annotation, molecular function: centromeric DNA binding.